AUGAGCAAGAUCAUAGACAGCUUCAGAUUGAGAGAUAUCAUUAACUUUAGGGUCUUGUACAAAGCUCCCCUCUCGUACAAUUCACCUGGUGCAACAAUUAAUGUCUGUGGAACUUUGACACUCAAGUAUGACGAAGAAAUUCACAGCAGCUAUAAGAGUGCGAUAGGUAAAGAAUUGAAAGGCUUUUUACCGAAGUAUUCAGACCAAAAAAUUAUAGUGUACUUGCAAGGAGGUCCUGGGUUUCCAUGUAAUUCCCCGACCGAUAAAGAUGCGAUUAACACAGAAUUACUAGGCAAAGGCUAUCAAAUCUUUUACUUAGAUCAAAGAGGUACCGGAUACAGUACACCUAUUGAACCCGAGACUAUUCUCUCAUCUAAUGAUGUAGAAGCGCAAUUAAAUUAUAUUGUAAACUUUAGGGCUGACUCAAUUGUGGCAGAUGCGGAAUUGAUUAGAAAGGAUUUGCUUGGUAAUGGAAAAUGGUCUUUAAUUGGCCAAUCCUAUGGAGGGUUUUGUAUCUUCACGUACUUAUCCAAAUAUCCAGAUUCGGUAAAGGAAGCAAUUAUCACUGGUGGUGUACCCCCAGUUAAUUUUACAGUUGACGAUGUUUAUACUGCUACCUAUGAAAGAACUAGAGAAAGAAACGUCCACUAUUAUAAGAAAUAUCCCCAUGAUGCUAAUAAAGUGUUGAAAAUAGCUAGAUAUUUGGAUGAGAAUCAGGUAACUUUACCGAACGGAGGAAACCUUUCAGUAGAAAGAUUCCAAACGUUAGGUUUGAACUUCGGUGCAACUGGUGGAACUGAUGGUAUCCAUCAGAUUGUAUUGAAAUUUGACUAUGAAUUGGAAUAUUUUGGAAAACCAACUUACCAGACAUUAAAUCAAAUUCAACUGCAAUAUUCGUUUGAUACCAACAUCAUCUACGCACUUUUCCAAGAAGCUAUAUACUGCGAUGGAAACAACCCUUCAUUCGAAAGCUCCAAUUGGAGCGCUGAUAGAUUGAGAUACAUGACCAAGAAUGGCAACUAUGUGUAUUCCAAGAACACUCAUAAGUUGGGCAGUGAUUAUCCGUUGUACUUUACAGGCGAAAUGGUUUACAAAUCUAUGUAUGAAGACUAUUCAGAGUUAAGAAAGUUGAAGAAAUUAGCGUAUGCUCUCCAUAACUAUAAGGAAUGGAAUAAAUUGUAUGACGUUGAAGUGUUGGAAAACAUCACCUGGGAAAAAGUGCCAAUUGUUGCAUCCACUUAUGUAUACGAUCAAUACGUUGAUUUUGACAUAACCAGGAGAGUUAAGAAGGAAGUGUUCAAGGACAAUGGAAACUUGAGACAGUAUAUCACCAGUGAUUUCUUCCAUAAUGGACUUAGAGCUGACCCUAAAAGAGUGUUGGGAGCAUUGUUCGAUUUAUUGACCGAGGAAGUUGAUUAG
This is a messenger RNA of Dujonia railenensis, 1419 nucleotides long. The record is from the annotation of a GenBank genome assembly. NCBI's taxonomy places the organism in Eukaryota, Fungi, Ascomycota, Pichiomycetes, Serinales, Debaryomycetaceae.